AAAGUCCAAAGGGCUGCUGUGCAAAAAGACAACGAUCAACAAAGGACAUGUCAAUCCUACUCAUCCUUAAUCACUCAUGUCCUUGUCCAAGAACCUCAUCUUUUUCAUUCUAUCACUACCUUGCAUCGUUUCCGCAACACAGGCCCAAUAUGGAUGCAUGACCCAUUACACGCCGUGGAUCGGACAGGGAGCGUGCGGAUUCGAUGCAGCUGGCCUGCAAUACCCCAUAGAACCACCUAAAGAAGAAUCACAGCGAUAUAUUGUUGCAGUCAAUCAUGAGCAGUACAUGGGGAGCGAAUUGUGUGGGGCUUGCGUCGAGAUCACAGGGCCGACAGGCGCAACCGUCACAGCUCGCAUGACAGAUAAAUGCCCAGGCUGCUCAAGAGGAGAUUUAGAUGUAUCCCCCGAUACAUUUGCUCAGAUCGCGGAUCCAAAUGUUGGAAAAGUCCAAAUAUCGUGGCAAAUCGUGCCGUGUCCUGCAACCUCCUUGAACGACAUGCGGUACCUCGUGACUGAAGGAAGCACGGUGGAUUGGUUGGAGAUUAGAGUCGAGAAACCCAUCUUGCCCGUCGUAGGAUUGUCAGUGCGGACUGUGGACUCGUUCAAGGCCCUCCAGCGAAAUGCAGCCAACGGAUGGGUUGGAGUGGGACUGAACAUUGAUGGAGAACUGAUGGAUGUCAAGGUGGAUUUUGUAGAUGGCUCGAGUGUCAUACAGACUGGAAUUUCCAUUUCAGCAUCCUCACAAGGGAACCUUGUCGCUCCAAAAAGUGCUGGCACACGACAGGGCGGGAGCGGGUACGUCCCAGAUAGUGUCAUGCGAGUGACAUCGACAGAUCCAAAGGCUCGCAACUGCUCAGCUUCUGCCGGCGACGGGUGGAGUCCACCUGUAACCCAACAACAAAAUGUCGGCUUCAUACUUCGUGGACGCUUCUUGCCAUUCCUAUUGUCCAUAGGUGCGCUCUCGGUGGUCCUUGUGGACGCUCAAUGAUUCAUCCAACCACCGUCAACGGUCAACCUCCACAUGAAAAAGCAUAUAAGAUACCUAGCACCAUUUAUUUAGGUGCAAACUUCUAUGUACAUACACACUGUGAUUUUAAUCUAGAUCUACAAUAUCUAACACUAGUUAGUAAGAAUAUUCAUUCAUUUACACGA
Spizellomyces punctatus DAOM BR117 is the source of this 1152-nucleotide messenger RNA. RefSeq names its product rare lipoprotein A. The transcript has 3 exons. NCBI's taxonomy places the organism in Eukaryota, Fungi, Chytridiomycota, Chytridiomycetes, Spizellomycetales, Spizellomycetaceae. The record is from RefSeq and is a predicted model, not a curated record. The coding region runs from base 77 to 988 and encodes 303 amino acids.